CAAGACUCGAGGUCUAACUUCGUCAGACAGUUCACGAUUAUUCCGUUGUUGUGCCGGAUCUAAACAAAGCCAUGCCGAUCGAUUUUUAUCAUAUUCCCGGAAGCGCUCCGUGCCACGCCGUUGCUCUGACAGCCGCCGCUGUUGGAGUUUCAUUGAAUGCCAAACCUGUAGACUUGAGGAACGGAGAACAGAUGAAACCUGAAUUCCUGAAGAUGAAUCCACAGCACACGGUUCCUACGAUCAACGACAAUGGUUUUAUUCUGUGGGAGAGCCGACCUAUUAUGGCGUACUUGGUAGAACAGUAUGGCAAGAACGAUUCACUGUACCCAAAGGAUCCCAAAAAACGCGCGAUGGUUAACCUGAGAUUGUUCUUUGAUGCUUGCACCUUGUACAAAGCCUUUGGUGACUGUUACUAUCCGACGAUUUUCGCCAAGGCACCCAUGGAUCAAACCAAAUACGAGGCUGUCAAUACGGCCCUUUCACUACUCGACAAAUUCCUCGAGACAGACGAGUAUGUUGCGGGAAAGAAUAUGACAAUUGCCGAUUUAACCCUUACUGUCACUGUUUCCGUAAUUGAGGUUGUCGAUCACGAUUUUAGCGAAUUCAAAAACAUAAGUAGGUGGUUCGCGAAAAUGAAGGUAGCCGCGCCAAAAUACGAGGAAUGCAACAACGUUGGUCUCAAAGCCUUCAAGGCCGCAGUGGAUGAAUUAAAGAAGAAGUAAACAACGCGUUAUGAGG
Dufourea novaeangliae is the source of this 738-nucleotide messenger RNA. Its product is annotated as glutathione S-transferase 1-1-like. Gene Ontology annotation, biological process: glutathione metabolic process. The record is from RefSeq and is a predicted model, not a curated record. Bases 72 to 722 code for a protein of 216 amino acids. NCBI's taxonomy places the organism in Eukaryota, Metazoa, Arthropoda, Insecta, Hymenoptera, Halictidae. Gene Ontology annotation, molecular function: glutathione transferase activity. The transcript has 6 exons.